Messenger RNA from Astyanax mexicanus (Mexican tetra), 3849 nucleotides. RefSeq names its product cytochrome c oxidase subunit 7A-related protein, mitochondrial (gene cox7a2l). Bases 90 to 437 code for a protein of 115 amino acids. The transcript has 3 exons. The record is from RefSeq and is a predicted model, not a curated record. Lineage: Eukaryota; Metazoa; Chordata; Actinopteri; Characiformes; Acestrorhamphidae. Gene Ontology annotation, biological process: mitochondrial electron transport, cytochrome c to oxygen; regulation of oxidative phosphorylation; mitochondrial respirasome assembly.
GAGCGCGUGGCGCCGCGUUACCGCGUGCGUGGUUUGGUGCAGCUGAAGGAGGAGAAGCCGGGUAUCGGGGCUCGAGUCCAGCGCUGAUCAUGUACUAUAAAUUCAGCGGCUUCACCCAGAGACUGACCGGGUCCGCGCUGCCCGCCGCUUACAGCCCGCAGGGCUUGAAGCCUGGUGUUCCCUCUGAAGCGCCAGUUAUGAUCUUUGCCACCCCAACCAAACUGGCUUCUGAGUCUGGAGCUUCUCUGGAGUACAUGGGUGCCAACAGAGUGCCAGAUCUUCAGAAGAUAUUUCAGACUCCAGAUGGGCUCCCAGUGCAUCUUAAGCGUGGUGUUCCCGACCGGCUUCUCUACAGGACCACCAUGGCCCUGACAGUCGGAGGUGCUCUCUACUGCCUUGUGGCCCUUUACAUAGCUGCACAGCCCAAGAAUAAAUGAACAACAUAUGCCCUCCUCUCAUCGACCUACAUCAGUGUUCAUGAACUUCACAGGGACUGAAUUAUUAUGAAUUAUUAUUGUACAGUAAUGUGCACUGCCUGGCCCAAAAAAGAUCACUUAAGCCACCAUUGGAUAAGUACUGCAUGGGUAUUAUUAUUUUUUUUUUACCCUAACUGAUGCAGUGAGUAGCUUUCCUUUUGUUAAACAAUUAUGUAGAGAGAUGCAGACUGCAGUCGUGUAAAAGAUCAUCUGUUUCAGAAUGGUCCAAAUAAUGGCUAAGGGGUUUUUUAAGGAGAAACUGCUAAAAUUAUCUUAAGAACUGUCCAACGCAUUAUUAAAAACGGAAGGACAGUGGGGAAACAUAUUCAAGAAAAGAAUGCGGUCAAAAAAAAAAAAAAAAUCAGCGAUCAAUCACAUGGUAGAAAAAUAACACUAGAGCUCAGGGAUAUAUUUAGUAGUGAAAGUAAGAGCAUGUCCACAUGCAUAUUACAAAGGGAACUCAAGGCGUUUUAAGACUAAACAGCUGUGUAGUCUUAAGAAAAGAACUUAUCAGUGAUUUAUGAUCAGUUUUUAUGGUCUGAUACAUCCAGAUUUACCCUUUUCCAGAGUUAUGGAGCAUCAGGGUAAGACAAGAAAAAGCUAAAGUGAAGCACUCAGCAUGCCUAGUGUCUACUGUACAAGCCUGUGAAGGGCAGUGCUAUGAUCUGGGGUUGAUGCUGCAGUUGGUCUGCAGGUUUAGGUUCAGCAACAGUAUGUGCUGAAAGAAUGAGGUCAGCUGACUACCUGUAUAUACUGAAUAUAGACCAGGUUAUUCAGUCAAUGGAUUUUUUCUUCCCUGAUGGCACGGCCAUAUUCCAAAAUGACAAUGUCAGGAUUCACGGGGCUGGAAUUGUGAAAGAGUUCAGGGUUCAGGGAGCAUGAGAUUAUCAUUUUCACACAUGGAUUGAGAGAUUUCACCACAGUGUCCAGACCUUUACCUCAUUGAGAAUCUUUGGGAGGGUCUCCCAUCUUCAAUACUCAAAGAUCUUGGAGUAAAAUAAAUCACUAGACAGAAGUAAACAUUGUGAAGUAGCAGAAGCUUGUAAAAAUGUUGCCACAGCGAUUGCAUACCAAAUAUCAGUGUGUGUGACCUUUUUUGGCCAGGCAGUUUAUUUAUCAUCACAGGGGUGGUGGAAGCGGCAGUCAGAAAAGGACCUCACUCUUGGCGAUAUCUCAGGUACCCCAAAAAAGGACGUUAAUACAAAGGGAUCUCAUACAUGGUUUUCUGUUAUUUUUUUUCUUAUUAUUUAUUUAUUUUGUGCAUCAUUACUUUUUAAUGCAGUUUAAUGCAAUUUCUGAACUGUGGAUUGUUCAUAAAAGUGGUUUUAAGUUAUUAAAAUUGAGUCGUUAAGCUGCUUUCACGCUGAAUGGUUAAAACUUGGUUGCGGCAGACAUGCAGGGUCAGAUAAAGUUCAAAUGGUUUCGUAUGCUUUGGCCAAGACUCAGCAUGGCCACUCAUAGGUAGAGUGCUGUCCACAGACCGUCAAACAUACUAGGAUACGAUAAAAUAUCACAAUACAUUGCACACGAUAAUAUUUGAUAUGUUUCAAAACAAUUCUCUACAAUAUUGGUAAAGAAAAUAAAAUACUCUAGAAUAUAAAAAUGUAGAUUUAUUGGUGUCAGUUUCACAGAAUUUGACAACCAAUAUUCUUCACUGCAAGUUGAAUUUGUAGACUAAUGAAGCGGUAACUUUAAGAAGUCCGAUUGGGGGACUUAUGUUUUGAUAAAAAUAUUGAUAGUUGCUGCCUGAUAUCAAUAUUAAAUGAUACAUUUGAAAUAAUACAGUAAAUCAUGAUAUUUUCAUAUAUUGUCCCACCCCUUCCACUUUGUCCCCCAGCCAGCGUUCAGUGUGAAAACAGCUUUAGAAAUCAACUUCUGCCUCAGUAGAAUAAGAGCUGGGCAAUAUGGUGAAAGUAUUGUAUCACGAUAUUUAAAGACAUUUGACAUUAGGGCUGCACGAUAUUGGAAAAAUUUUACAUUGCAAAUGUUCUUUUUUCAAAAAUCACUCAAAACCUGAAGGAAAACAGCAAAACAACAAUAAUGGACCCUUUAAUCAGGCAUUUAAAUUGCUUUUUAAAAGGUAAAUAAGAGAUUAAAGGGAUUAAAAGCGUGAAUUCAGCUGUAACUGGAAAUAUCUGCACAAAACUGUGCAACUUUUGCCGUGCAUUUACAAGCACGUGCCCGGCCAUGCGGUUACCUCACGUUUACUCCUUGCGCUCCCCCUCCCCCUCACGCUUCUCAGGCAGCAGCAGCCUGUCACUCACACGGUCACAGAGACAGCGCUGUGUAUCUACAACUUGUGUCAAAAAUCAGAACAUUGCAACAUGACGUGUUUGGUUUAAUUGCCUUAAGUGACACUGCACGUCCUGCUAUGUGACUAUUGCGCAUGCACACAUCACAACGACGAUGCUUAAACAAUAUAUCGUGCAGCCCUUUUUGACAUGCAGACAAAAUGCAUCAGUAGAGUUAAAUUUCAUUCACAUGCAGCAGCACUGUGCAGCUCAGGCUGGAUUUUAGCCUGAAGUCACUUGGUGUUUCAAUGAUGGAUUCUGGUCCAUUUGAGACUGAUGAGGGCUGGGUCAUGUAUUGAAGCAGCAGUGUUUACAUGCUGCACUGUUAUGCAUACACCCUCUUGGAGUUGGACUGUAGAAUAUAUUGAUUAAUAAUAUAAUAAUCACAGUACGUGUACACCCCCGCUUAUUAAACACACAUGUGCAUUUCAAGACGCGAAAAACAUAAUUUUUGCACCCUCACCAUACCAAAGACCAGUGCACUAUAGAUCAAUUAAAUAGGGCCCCUAACAUAUAUAAUGAUUCACCAAAAUAUAUUUAAUAUAUUUUGCUGGAACUGACCGUCCACAACUUUUUUUUUGACAAUUUUCUGUUGUAUAAUUUAAGUUGCUGAAUUCUGUUUGAUUUUUAUAUUUCAGUAUAUAUAUCUCAUAUAUCACAACAAAAUAAUGCAAUAUCUGAGUUUUGUUCCCAAUAUCGUGCAGCCCUACUCUCUGCUCUUGACACUGUGAAUCACAGUACUGUAUAAAGUUAUGUAUUUCAGUAAAUGGUAAAAGUUGUAUGUAAUGAAUUGAAUACAGAAGUUGUCACUGGGAUCAGCACAGACUGCUUUGUAGGAGUUUUCCCAAAAAGUUGUGGGGAAGAGCACAUCCUGUGGAAAUACCAUCUGGAAUCACGCAGACAUCUGCUUCUGUUGCUCCAUCAUGUUACAUUAUGACGAUAUCUCAUGCUAUAUUUAGUUUAUAGUUGGCACUUCUUGUUUUGGAGGCAGUUGAGUCUGUCACAUGGGGCUUGUUUAAUUAAGCUCUACAGAGAUGUACAUUUUAUUAACAGAGCAAUAAAUAAAACUGAGAAGAUGAGAA